AGGGACUGUAAGCUGGAGGAUGGGGUGCACUUGUUGAGUGACUCACGCGAGGAAGCGGGGGAGCGGGGCGCCGCGGGGGCGGAGCAAAAGGAAGAAAGAGGCAGAGGGAAGCUCGCCGAGCACUGGCGAGGUCCCGGUAGCGAGCGCGACAUCGGGUCAGACGAGGAAGCCGAGUCCACUCAACUAGGAGAGAAACAAAGACAAAGUCAUCAUGGCUUCAGUGUCUACGCAUGAAAACCAAGAUAAAGGUCCCCAUUUGCCGCCACCAAGCAAGCAGAGUCUGUUGUUUUGUCCAAAAUCAAAACUGCACAUCCACAGAUCAGAGAUUUCAAAGAUUAUUCGGGAAUGUCAAGAAGAAAGUUUCUGGAAGAGAGCUCUGCCUUUUUCUCUUGGAAGCAUGCUUGUCACGCAAGGACUGGUCCACCAUGUUGCUGGUAUCUUGGGAUUUGGCCUUGGAAAGGCAUCGUACAUAAGAGUAUGCCAGAGUAAAUUCCAUUCCUUUGAAGGUCAGCUGCGUGGGGCUGGUUUUGGUCCAGGGCAUAACAGGCACUGCCUGCUUACCUGUGAGGAAUGCAAAACAAAGCAUGGAUUAAGUAAUGAGGGAAGCUCACAGCCUUCGACUUCCUAAACUCUGUGUUAUGGGUUUUGAAGUUUCUAAAAACAUCUGAAUUUGUACACCUUUAAAAUGUCACGUGUACUUUAAAAUAAUUUACUUAUAGUAGAACAGAAACAUUGUGAUUCUCUUGUUCUAUUGAAAUGCUUUGGCACUUUGAUUCUCAGUUGAAUUGAGCAUUCCAUGUUUUUCUGCUGUCUAAGAACAUGUUGGGAGCAUUCCUGCACCAAAAGAAAUUAUGUUGCACUCUUACUUGCUUACAGCUAAAUAAAAGAAUUUGGAGUCUUCUCUGAUUCACCCCCAUCCACUCUUUGACUCUGGUUUUGUUCAGGCUUUUAAGAUCUCUGAUAGAGGAUAGGAAUGAAUGCUGAGAAACUUGGGAAAACAUGCCCCAGUGUGUAUGUCUGGAGGUAGAAAUACAGGGCAAUAAAGAUUGUGUCUAGGGGAAGUGCUUUCUAAAUGUACAGGCCAAAAAAAAAAAAAAAUUCUUUUUAAUUUAAAAAACUAAAUAAAUAAAUAAAAUGUAGAGGCCAAGAUUUUUUAACUUAAUGAAAAAUAUUUUCAUGAUGUGAAUCAACUGUCCUUUUGGUGACCUCGGUGACUUUAUGUCUCCUCGGGAUGGUGAAAUUUUGGAAAAGCCCAUUGUUUUAUUUUAUUUUAUUAUUAUCU
This is a messenger RNA of Hippopotamus amphibius kiboko, 1282 nucleotides long. RefSeq names its product OCIA domain containing 2 (gene OCIAD2). Bases 212 to 628 code for a protein of 138 amino acids. The record is from RefSeq and is a predicted model, not a curated record. The transcript has 6 exons. Lineage: Eukaryota; Metazoa; Chordata; Mammalia; Artiodactyla; Hippopotamidae. Gene Ontology annotation, cellular component: mitochondrial inner membrane.